AAAAAAUAAAAAUCACCACACCGAGGGCAGAAUAACAAAGCCCCAAGAGACAAAAGGGGAGAAACCCAAGACGGAAAGAGAUUAUAUCAUCGUCAGGAAAAAGAAACGCCAGCACCUGCACCUGCACCUGCACCUGCACCAAGCACCAAGCACCCAGCAUAUCCCUUACAGGUAGACACCAAUCAAGACGACCACCACGACCACCACCACCAACACUUCGGCCAGCACCCAUUAUACGCCAUUACAGGUAUAGCAGCACAGCUACAGGACACACAGAACACAAGACACAGGACAGCGCACACCCACCCACAGCAGUACAUGAUACACCAUCCUCAUCACUACUUCCUGCCAGCCCGCCUCGCAUGACGCAGUGUUCCUCCCAGCGGGAUUCCUCCUCUGCCAGCCUCAGCCAACCCAACUUAGAAGCCAUCGACCAGUUAACUCGCUUCGGCCAGGGCCUCGACGUUCAGGCCUGGCACCGGCACGACUGGGCGGCACCAGCGCUGACGCCGACGCCGACGCCGACGCCACCAACAACAACAGCGCCAACAACAACAACACACCACGGCGGCCCGAUACGUCCACCACCAAACUCACAACCACAUUUGAUAAUACAUUCACCACCACCACCACCACCACCGCCGCCGCCGCCGCCGCAUGCUCAACCUCGACGCCCACAGCCACACCCUUCUCUCCAAGACACUGUCUCGAAUCCUCGCCGUGGCCCCUCUCCCUUCCAUGCCCCGGCAGACUCAACUGCCGCUGCCGCCGACCUGCGAUUGGCUCACCGCCCAGUCACCGCCGACCCUCGACGACCCUCUUCACACUCCAUGGCCACGGCGACACGCAAACGCAGCCGUGAGGCCUUUGAAAUACACGAGGAUCCCCCGCACGCCCGCACCGAAGACACCGAGAUGAUGACCGGCUCCGAGCAACAUACCGAAGAGGUCGACGACGACGAAGAACCUGACGACGUCGACAACGAACCCUCUGAUGACAGCUCCGACGACGACGACAACGUUGUCGACUCGGCCGUUCAGCGCGACAUGGACCGCCUACAAGACGGCUAUCCUGGCUUCCGCCAAAAGUACCGUCUGAUCAAGCGCAUUGGCGAAGGCACCUUCUCAACCGUCUACAAGGCAGAAGACCUCCAGUACGACCGCUAUGACAACGAUUGGGACAUUGAAGAGAAGGACAACCCCGCCGCGAAAUGGACAUCGCCGCCCCUGAAGCCCUACCCGGCCGCCGCCGCCACGACGAUGCGCGAACCCCGCCGUCGCGCCCGCUACGUCGCCAUCAAGAAGAUCUACGUCACAUCGUCCCCGACGCGCAUCCUCAACGAGCUCGAGCUGCUGCAUGAUCUGAGAAACUGCGCCGCCGUGUGUCCCCUGAUCACCGCCUUCCGCUCCACGGACCAGGUCGUUGCCAUUCUCCCCUACUUCCGACACGAGGACUUCCGCGACUACUUCCGCCAGAUGAAGGUCUCGGACAUGGCCAUCUACCUUCGCAGCUUGUUCACCGCACUCAAGGCCGUCCACGAACACAAGAUCUUGCAUCGCGAUAUCAAACCCACCAAUUUCCUCUACGACCCGCAAUCGCGACGCGGCGUGCUUGUCGACUUUGGCCUCGCUGAGCGUGAGGGCUCCGACAGCAAGCCCUGCCUGUGCCACGAGAGCAGGGACGUCCGCAAGCAGAGGAUCACUAACAGCGCGGCAUCGCAGAACGGGCCCCAACAAGGCUAUCCCAAGAACGACACCCGCCCGUCGAGGAGAGCAAACCGUGCCGGCACCCGGGGCUUCCGCGCUCCCGAGGUGCUAUUCAAGUGCACCGAGCAGACGACAAAGAUCGACAUCUGGUCGGCCGGCGUCAUCCUCUUGACCAUUUUGAGCAAGCGAUUCCCCUUUUUCAACAGUGCAGAUGACGUAGAGGCCAUGAUCGAGAUCGCCACCAUCUUCGGCGUCAAGCGUAUGAAGCAGGCCGGCCUGCUGCACGGCUGCAUGUUCGAGACCAACAUCCCCACUGUCGGCAGCGUCGGCUUUUCCCUGGGCAAAAUCAUCCUGUGGUCCACCUGCCGCACCGAUGGCAGCAGGGACGGCCAGCCGGGAAUCCCCCUGACCGACGAGGAGACAACGGCCGUCGACUUCUUGGAGCGGUGUAUGGAGCUCGAUCCCGCUCGGCGCAUCAGUGCCAAGGAGGCGCUGGAGCACGACUUCCUCAAAGAGCCCCAACCCAAGCAGGCGGCCGAGGUGACCGAUAUUGAGCCAGACAUCGUGGAGGAUGAUGAUGAGAUGGACAUUGUGCAGGUGUAAUGAUAAUGUUUUGGAACCUACCAUGAUGAAGCAUCUUAUAAAGAGCACAGUGAGGGAACGGUCCCUAUAACCCGUGCAUGUUUGUGAUAAAAGACGAUGGGUGCACCAAUAUGAGGGUUUGGAGUUUAGAGGUUUUCGGAUGGACGGUGGCAUUGCGGUUUCGAGGCUACCAUAGGGUGAGACGAACUGGGAGGCUCAGUCUCCCAAAAUCGCGACAUUAUAUAGACAGGAGCAAGUCAACAUAAUAUAAUCCCAUUGAGUGGUAUCCGUCCGUUCAGCUUUCUUGCUUUUGAAUUUCCACAAACGCCAUAAAUGCACGAGAUCAACCGCCACAAGAGGUCACAAUGCCGAGAAUGAUUGAUUGGAAGAGCCGUUUUUGUU
Colletotrichum destructivum is the source of this 2690-nucleotide messenger RNA. RefSeq names its product Putative serine/threonine-protein kinase, active. Gene Ontology annotation, molecular function: protein serine/threonine kinase activity; ATP binding. The record is from RefSeq and is a predicted model, not a curated record. Gene Ontology annotation, cellular component: nucleus. Lineage: Eukaryota; Fungi; Ascomycota; Sordariomycetes; Glomerellales; Glomerellaceae. Gene Ontology annotation, biological process: mitotic DNA damage checkpoint signaling; protein phosphorylation. The coding region runs from base 363 to 2309 and encodes 648 amino acids. The transcript is spliced from 2 exons.